AUGGAUUAAAAAUAUUAAAAAGCAUUGCAACUUGAAGGUUAUUUGGAAAAACAAAGUCCAGCUCUUUUGAAGGGAUUUCAAAAAAGACAUUUUGCAGUCAGAGAUAAUGGUAAAUAUUUGGUAUAUUCAAAAAAAAAAAAAUUGAGCAAAGAUGUUAAACCGAAAGGUGUCAUUCCUAUUGAUUAGAUUACGUCGAUUGGCGUCAUCAAAGGUACUGAAAGAGAAUUUGCACUUCAAAUAGGAGAUAGACAAAUGCUGCUGAAAGCAGAGUCAAGCAGCGCAAGAGAAUUAUGGACAUCAACUAUUGCAUAUCUUUAAGAAAAACUAUUGGAGCAGAAAGCUCAGGAAUCUAAACCUAAUUCACAUCAGAGUUUCCACUCAAGAGGGUCUGAAAGCGUAAAAUUGGUUCAAAAAGCAUCUUGGAAGGAAUUAGAUUCUGAAACUAAAGCCUCGAUUAUGAUGGACAAGGAAAAGUAGGAAGUUCAGGAUAAGUUUUAAGAAAAUGAGGUUAAGAAUGAAGAAGUUAUGAAAGCAAAGGGAUUAUAUGCAUAUCUUGAUAAGUUUGACUCAAAAAAAUUUGCUUAGUUUGUAAAAUGCGGAUUUUUGUAUAAAAAGGGAAAAAUUGCAUCACUCACUAAAGCUAAGAGGAGAUGGUUCAUUAUCAUCUCCUCUGUCUCUCUUCUAGGAGAUGAUGCUAAUAUCUAAGGGCCUGUUUAAUCAGAUAUCCCAGAUCGCUUUAAAUUAGAUCAUCUAUACUAUUUUGCUUAUGAGUUUAGGAAUGAUUAAAGCAGCUACAAAGGAGAAUUAAAGGCUAAUCAAAUUGAAGAUUUUGAGUUGUUGAAUGUUGACAGAAACUUAGCCUUUUUGAAGCAAUUAACACAUAGUGUGAGUUACGGUUUUAAAUUUCGACAUAGGGAACGUCAUUAUCAUUUUUAUUCAGAUUCAAUAACAGAAAUUCAAUCUUGGGUUACCACCAUUAGAACAAUAAAGGAUUAUAAAGCUACACUCCCUGCUGAGUAAGUUGAAAAUGAGGAACAAGACUUAGGAAUUAAACUAGAGGAUGUUUUAUUACAAGAAUAAAUGUAAGUGAAAAUUAGCAGAAGAAUUCGAAAGGAUAAAUGGUUUAAAAGAAUGGUUUAUUUGAAGAAAGAUUCGUUAAUUUGGGCAAAAUAGGAAACAGGUGACUCCGAAAAUUAUAUAUUGAUUAUAUCUAUAAAAAAUGUUAUAGGUUAGGACAAUGAUUUCCAUGUAUACACUAAAGAUGAAAAAACAUUCAAGUUUAGAACAAAUUCACAAGAAAUAAGAGAUGAAUGGGUUAAGAAGAUUGAUUUUUUACAAUUGAAUUUAAAGGGAGAAUUUAAGGAUUUGGAGAAAGUGACCGAAUUGCCACCAGAAAGUGUUACAAAAUCUUAAUCUAUUGAAUAGAAGAAGAGUCACUCAAUUGAAAAAUAGAAGGUUUAGCCUGAAGAAAUUGAAGAAAAAACUAAUAAUAGUUAGGAUAUUGCUAGUUUUUAUGACAACUUUUUCCAAUAGAAGAAAGAUCUCAAUCUAGUGGGAAAUCAAUAUUUCAUAAGAUUUUCUGUUGUUACUCUCAAGACCAUGAAACUGAUAGAGGGUUUUGAAUAAUAAUUUAUCAAAGUUUUACAUUAAAUUAAUAAAAUUAUAAUUUAUUAAACCCAAUAACAAACAUUGAUUUUUAGAUGGAGAUCAUUUAAUUUAACUCAGAAAUCAAACCCUGCCAAUAAAGGAGACUAACAUCAUGACUAUAGGUUAUAGGAUACCCAUAAAAGGGAAACCCAUUAAAAGGAAGAAUUCAAAUUAGAACUGAAGAUCACUUUGAAAAUCUGCCAAUUUUCAACUAAUGCAAUUAGCGUUUUGAUAAAGAGAAAACUUAUUACAAUGACUGAGAUAUAAAGAUGUGCUAUGUAAUAUGUAUUGUCAGAAAGAGAUAUUUUAGGGACAUCUAUGAUCGGAAGUGGAAAAACAGAAUUACACUAAAUAUCUUUUAUUGAGAAUCUCUAUGUAUGUAAAGGACACUCUAGAUGGUUUAUUAAUUUAAACUAAAAGUUAAUCAUCUAUGCAAGUAUUAAGGUUUAUUUCACUUAAUUCUUAACAUAUUUUAUCAAUUAAUUGGUGAAAAGAAUUAUCAAUAUGAAAGUUUAGAAUUUAGAUGAAUGGAUUGUAUUAUAUGUAGAUCUGAAAUCUUUUAUAGCAUUUUGA
This is a messenger RNA of Paramecium tetraurelia, 2220 nucleotides long. RefSeq lists its product as uncharacterized. Lineage: Eukaryota; Ciliophora; Oligohymenophorea; Peniculida; Parameciidae. The record is from RefSeq and is a predicted model, not a curated record. The transcript has 4 exons.